AUGGACUGGGCAAUCAAUGUGGCCCAUCCACGAUUACUUUACAAGGACCCAAAAUUAUCAGUAACGUUUAUUGUGCCAAGCUUAUUCCAUAUCAUUAUAGCUUUCGUACUAUUAGGAAUAUGUGCGUCCGAUUUUCUUUGCCCCAACGUGGCUCAUAUAUCAGAUCCUAACAGCCUUCGGUCAAAUGGUUCUUUGGUUUCGAAAACAGCAUCUCAUGCAUCUCAUACUGGGGCCUUAAUGGCAGUUCUACUAUCUUGGUGUAACUCUUCGCCCGACUUAUUUUCAAACUUAAUGAGCUGGGCAACGUCUACGAGAGAAACAAGAUCAACCUCGGUAUCACUAUCCAUUGGCGAAGUGCUGGGUGCCUGCGGCAUAAUCCUAUGCAUUGUGGAAGGCUCCAUUUUUAUCAUUAUGUCAAGAACCCAUAUUGAAAUUUCGCAGAUACAAAAGCUAUCCAUAAUGAGAGACUUGUUAUUUUCCCUAGUCGCCAUGUUUGUAAUGAGUUACGUUUCCUUUAUGAACCAGGUCACCGUGCUGAAUUGCCUUUUGAUGGCAUUCAUUUAUGCAUUUUAUUUAGUCGUUAAAUUAACUUUCAAGAUUAAUCAUUUUCCAGAAACCUCCGCUGAGACUGCUGCCGAUACGAGCCUCAGAGAUAACUCCGUUUCUCCAUUUUUAGAUGACUCUCUGAUGGCCUCUGGUUUACUACCACCAAUACAACCUGGCUUUGACGUAUCCAAUUCUAUAACACACGGAAUUAAGCCAAGUUUGCUAUCUGCUAUGGAUUUCAAUAGUUUUCUAUCAAUGUUAGAAAAUUCAUCCCUGGAGGAGGAUGACCCAAGGAAUGAAAUGGCAGAAUUAAACACUCUGCGUAGCAUGACUCCAGCACAACAUUGGUCCGCCUCUGCAACAAUUGCUGCUGGAGCGACCACAAGCGCUGAAAGACCUUUUAGUGAGCCAACAAAUGCGUUUACAGAAUAUACAGAUUCCGAAAGGGCAAUAAAUAGUUCCCCAGCGAUGUUCGCCGCCUAUCAUGACAACCCUCACGAUGAAGAGUCUCAAGAGCAAGUAUUAUUGGAGACACCAGCGCAGGGUCAAUUUGGUGCACAAGUAAUGCGAAAGUUUUCCAAAAGGUCUCUAGGUUGGAUCAUAAGAAUUUUCGUACCGCAUCUCUCAAAUUUCUCCCAAAAAUCUAUCUCAGAUUCAAUCUUUUCCGUAAUCACCGUUCCAUUUUUCAUUAUAUUUAAACUAUCAUGUCCACAACCGCCUUCUGAUAUACUGAGUUACGAUCCCACUCUGAAUAAAUACUCUUUAACAACUUUACCCAUAGUUUUAUUAUUUAUCCAAUCAGUUACUGCACCCUUCCUCCUUUGCAGCAUACUUUCUGUACUUUUGGCUUCUCAUCUAGGUUUUCUCGUUUAUCUUUUCCCCCUUACGUUAUCCAUGGGUUUGAUUUUACUAUUGACGGCUUUCAUUACAAAGGUAAAUCUGCAUAACAAGUUCACUCUCUCAUUAGACAGCUCUAAUAUUUUACAGGAAAAACUACAAAAGAGAAAACUCCUUGAGAGACUCAACACCAGUAUCCAAGUAAUUUUUUUGGCUAUCGGCAUAAUAAAUAUCAUUAUUUGGAUAUCACUUUUAGCCAAUUCUCUUAUUGAGAUGAUGGAAAUUUACCAAAGAAUACUAGGAUUAUCGAAGGCUAUUUUGGGCCUUACCAUUUUCGCAUGGGGAAAUUCCAUAGGGGACUUGAUCUCCAACAUAUCUAUGUGUAGGCUCUACAAGACCCAAACUCAUUAUCAAGACAGAGUUCAUUUAGCCACAAAAUUUUUCAUGAUAUCAUGCGCAUCUUGUUUGGGAGGUGUAAUGUUAAAUUCCAUGGGAGGUAUAGGCUUUAGCGGGUUAGUCUCAAUGCUUUUCAUGGGCGCUUUUAAUGAUAACGAAUGGUGGUUUCUAAGAAAAGUUAAAUUACAAGAAUCGAGUCAAUUGGAUGAUAGACUAAAUUACAAAUUCAUAGUUUCUUGCGUCUUCAUUAUCCUACAGAUUAUUCUCUUGCUGCUAUUCUUCGGCGGGCCUAAGAAUAUUAAACGACGCCUCACAAAUGAGAUGAAAUUAGUCGGAGUCUGUAUGUGCGGAUUAUGGGCACUGGCCACUUUGAUUAAUGUAUUUCUAGAACUCUUUAGCUAA
Saccharomyces paradoxus is the source of this 2181-nucleotide messenger RNA. RefSeq names its product Ecm27p (gene ECM27). The coding region runs from base 1 to 2181 and encodes 726 amino acids. NCBI's taxonomy places the organism in Eukaryota, Fungi, Ascomycota, Saccharomycetes, Saccharomycetales, Saccharomycetaceae. The record is from RefSeq and is a predicted model, not a curated record. Gene Ontology annotation, molecular function: monoatomic cation transmembrane transporter activity. The transcript has a single exon. Gene Ontology annotation, cellular component: membrane. Gene Ontology annotation, biological process: transmembrane transport; intracellular calcium ion homeostasis; monoatomic cation transport.